Molecule: messenger RNA, 3991 nt
Organism: Bactrocera latifrons
Lineage: Eukaryota; Metazoa; Arthropoda; Insecta; Diptera; Tephritidae
Product: small G protein signaling modulator 2
Exons: 13
Coding region: 125-3742 (1205 amino acids)
Biological process (GO): activation of GTPase activity
Molecular function (GO): GTPase activator activity
Source: RefSeq, a predicted model, not a curated record
AAUGAGUGCGUGUUAAAGAGCAAAACGGCCAAAGCAAUAAUACACAAACACUAAGCAAAAGCAGCUUGUGGAGCAGCUAUUAACUGUAGAAGUUCUUGGGAAAUCUGUAAAAAUUUUUGUCCACAUGAAUAUGCUACACACCUUUAGUGGUAGUGGCGGCGGCGGGGGAGGUGGUCCUUUUGGCGAUUCUAGUGAUAUCGAGCUAAAGGAGCGCCUAAUCGCCACCGUGAAGAAGGAGGUCAAACAACUAAUGGAAGAGGCUGUCACCAAAAAGUAUAUACACGAAGAAAGCAGCUCGGUGACAUCACUGUGCGCUGCAGUGGAGGCAUGCCUCAGUCAUGGUUUGCGACGUCGUGCUUUGGGUCUCUUCAAAACCUCUUCGACGACAGCGUUGAUACAGAAGAUAGCCAGAACUUGCCCAGAAGCUGACUAUAUAAAUCGUUGCUUGCUGGAAAUCGAAAUGGUCAAUGAGACGCAUACGAUAUCCGGCAAGCGGUCUUCUUCCAGCAGUGAUAGUAUUAUAAAGCCGAAGUUGCUCAGCAAAGGCAGCAGCAAUUCGGUGACGACAAUCAAUACGAUGUCGUCGACAACUAGUGGAUGUGCCACAACGGUGGUGAAAUACUUGUGGAUACGCUUGGCACUGUAUGAGCGUCGUCUUUCCAAAAUAAUUGAGUAUUUGGUCAACAAUGCCAAUAAUUUCUACGAUCGUGAUGCGCUGGUCGCCGAUCCAGAUUAUGGCUCCAUACUUAGUUCGCUUUUGGUCGGACCCUGUGCGUUGGAGUUUACGCGCGCCAAGACGGCAGAUCACUAUUGGUCAGAUCCACAUGCGGAUGAACUUGUACAACGCCACCGCAUUAGUUCCGGCAAUCGCACGCCUCCGAUAGUGCAUCGUCCCAUCAUCAAUUUCAAACGAAGUUUGCAUACGAGUUCGGAGGACACUAGUAGCGGCUCGUAUAAGGCGAGUUCGCCUGCCAGCGUCGCCAAGGAUUAUGUUGAGUCAUUGCACCAGAAUUCCAAGACCACACUUUUGUAUGGCAAAAAUAAUGUGCUGGUGUUGCCGAAGGACGUAAAUGAACCCAUGCCUGGUUACUUAAGUCUCCACCAAACGGUGCAGUUCCUCACUAUCAAAUGGACACCGAAUCAACUGAUGAACGGUUACAAUGAAGCCGAGGGCACCGACAAAAGCUUCUACUGGGCCUAUGCGCUUAAUAUAAAUGUUGAUGAGAUUGUCUAUGUGCAUUGCCAUCAGAAUCGCGGCGAAGACACUGGCGGCACUAUAAUAUUGGUGGGUCAAGAUGGUGUACAGCAGCCGCCGAUACACUUUCCCGAGGGUGGUCAUAUGCAAGCUUUUCUUAGCUGUCUUGAGACUGGUUUGCUACCGCAUGGACAACUGGAUCCACCGCUUUGGUCUCAACGUGGCAUUGAGAAAAUGUUUCCAUGGCCAAAAAGUGUACGCCGCCGCAUAUUACCCUCUGUGUUGGAAUCCACCGAUGAAACACCAAUCGAUUAUGUCUUCCGUGUGGUGAGCAAAAGCCAGCAUGAAGAGUUUUUGGCGACACAUCCGAUUUUGGAAUUGGGACGGACCAGCCCACGACGCAAACAUUUGAGUAGCUGUUCGACCACUGGCAGUAGUGACUGUUCCAGCAAGAGUUUAUCCAUGGAACAGAGUGGCGGUGACUCUCCACAGAUUCAAGCAAGCCAAACUGCAAGUAUUGAGCUGGUAUGUUCAACGAUGCGUCGUCAAAUAAUAUCUCGAGCAUUUUAUGGCUGGUUGGCUUAUUGCCGCCAUUUGUCUACGGUGCGCACACAUCUCUCUGGUUUGGUUAAUGGACGCAUCACACCGGACUUAGCGGCCGACGAACAGGGACUAACCAAAGAAAAGUGGGAGAAACUUCAAGUGGAUGGCGUGGUCACCAGCGAUAUAGAGGUCUUCCGUUUGGUGUACUUCGGCGGUGUGCAGCAUGAGUUACGCAAAGAAGUCUGGCCGUAUCUCUUAGGACAUUACAGCUUUGGUUCCACACCGGAAGAGCGCGAGAAGUACGACGAUACCUGUAAGCAUUAUUACGAAACCACAAUGAGUGAAUGGCUGGCCGUCGAGGCGAUUGUGCGACAACGUGAGAAAGAGAAGAAUGCACAGGCUGUGGCUAAGCUGACGGCUGAGAAAAAUAGACGCGCAGGCAAGCCAGUAUGCCGGCAAUAUGAAAUGGAUGGCGAAGAUGUGGAGAAUGACGUAUUCGAAGAUAAUGAUAUUUCCGAUAUGUCCGAUCCGGGUGAGGAUUUCGAUGAGGAUAUACUCAUUGAGAAGGACGAAGACGAGAGCAUCACCGUUACUAAAGGUGAAAAGUACAAAACCACCAGCAUCACCGACUCCGGUAAUGUGGAAGAGGACAUCGAGAUAGCCGAAGCUUUGGAUGCAACGAAUGAUAGCCAGCAGCGUGAAGACGACGACACAAAUGCAGUAUUAGUGAUAGAACAAAGUGAACAUAUUGUAGUAGAACUAGAAAAUAUGGAUGCAAUGGAGCCCCUAGAGCUGCAAGAAAAUUGCUUUGCUGAUACUGACAACGAGGCGGGACUAACACCUGAACAUGGUAGCGCUAUCUUACUUCUAAGCGUAAAGAGUUCACCAUCGACCUCCUCUUAUGAGACCGUUGGUAAUGAAUUCACCGAUAUCAACGAACUGGCCACAUCAAUGAAUGUUGUGGCCGAGUCGGAGACCAUGAAUUUCGGCGCUGUUAUAGAAGAUGUCGAGCCAGAAGAGGAUGCUUCGUCACAUGUGACGAAAUUUCACAGUGCCGACGAUUUACGUCGGGCCAUGGAUGAGUUUACCAUCGGUAUUGUGGAACAGGUGCGCGAUGCUGAGUCAAUGCCAACACAUGCGGUGAUUAUAACCGAGGCAGUAUCAAUGGAUGCGCUGCAAUGUGAUGAUGAACUCACCGAUGAACUGUCACGCAAGACAAGUCUCAUGUCACCGAUGAACGAGGACAUAACAGUGGUGGCCUCACUGGAUGCACUGCAAGAGCCCAAAUCGGCGUGCGUUUCACCUGCCAGCAGUAAUGGCGGUGUAUAUAGUAGCGAGUUAUUAGAGUCAUUUGGGCUGAACUUGCACCGCAUCGAAAAGGAUGUGCAACGUUGCGAUCGCAAUUAUUGGUAUUUCGCUAAUGAGAACUUGGAUAAACUCAGGAAUGUCAUAUCCACCUAUGUUUGGGAACAUUUGGAUAUUGGUUAUAUGCAAGGCAUGUGCGAUUUGGUUGCUCCGCUAUUGGUAAUUUUCGACGAUGAGUCUCUCUGCUAUAGCUGCUUCUGCAAGCUUAUGGAGCGUAUGAUCGAGAAUUUCCCCAAUGGUGGCGCUAUGGACAUGCACUUUGCGAAUAUGCGUUCCCUCAUACAAAUUUUGGACUCGGAGAUGUAUGACUUAAUGGAUUCGAAUGGUGACUACACACAUUUCUAUUUUUGUUAUCGCUGGUUUCUGUUGGAUUUCAAACGUGAGUUGCUCUAUGAUGAUGUCUUCGCGACCUGGGAAGUUAUUUGGGCGGCAAAACAUGUGGCCUCCAGCCAUUUCGUGCUCUUCCUUGCUUUGGCGCUGCUGGAAACUUAUCGUGACAUAAUAUUGUCGAACAGCAUGGAUUUUACGGAUGUUAUCAAGUUCUUCAACGAAAUGGCUGAGCGGCACGAUGCUCGAUCCAUAUUGCAAUUAUCCAGGAGUCUUGUACUGCAAUUGCAGACAAUAAUCGAAAAUAAAUAAAAAUCCACACUUAAACAUAUGCUUACGACAUACACACAAACCUUAAAGCAUAGAAAAACAUAUGAACAAACAUAUAUUUAAAUAUCCAUAUAUAUUAAAAAAAUCUGAAGCAAAUGUAGGCAAGUAAAAGAGAAUUGGCAUCCAUUUUGGAUAACACAAGUCAACGUAGUAGUGGAGUGUAGCCGCUUGCACCUAGAUGAAACUGUAGAGUAGAGCCACACACACACAUAGCUACAAACAAAAGUUCAA